CAUGUGUUACAUUGUGUCUUUGCUGAAGUGACACCCCAGAAGUGAGGGAGAGAAGGGUUGGGCUGGCAGGAACGCUUCCCUUCUUGUUAGACUGUGUGUGUGUGUGUCCCAUUCCACCGCACACACAUCCCAAGCAAUGAGUCAAUCAGGCAGUCACUGAGUGGAAUACCAAUUCUGGGCUUUAGCUGUCCCGGGUUUGGCCCCGUUGUGCCCCCUUGUCUGACAUCCGGCCCUCAUCAGCACGCCUUUGUCUGCCCUUACAGGAACCGUGUGACCCCCGCCCCUCCCUCUGCUCCUGUGUCAGUCCAUGUGAUGCCACAUUGAACAGGUCCUUCACUGCACUGCCCCUUUGUUACAGGCCUGCACUAACUAGAUUGCUGGCACACUGUAGUGAAGGAGCCAGUGGUUUUGUGUGCUGACAGACAAGGAGAAAAGGCUCCUGUUGAAACAGUGGGGACAAUGAGAAAGGCCUAAUGGGUAUAACACAGCGUACGAGGGGGGCGUAUGGAAGGUGCGAGUAGAUCUACCGGACAAAUACCCUUUCAAAUCCCCAUCAAUAGGAUUCAUGAAUAAAAUCUUCCAUCCCAACAUCGAUGAAGCGUCAGGAACAGUGUGUUUAGAUGUCAUCAACCAGACGUGGACAGCCCUUUACGAUCUCACCAAUAUCUUUGAGUCGUUCCUGCCUCAGCUGCUGGCUUACCCCAACCCCAUCGACCCGCUGAACGGAGACGCGGCCGCCAUGUACCUCCACCGACCAGAGGAGUACAAACAGAAAAUCAAAGAGUACAUCCAGAAAUAUGCAACAGAGGAGGCUCUCAAGGAGCAGGAGGAGGGCCAGGGCGACUCCUCAUCGGAAAGCUCCAUGUCGGAUUUCUCUGAAGACGAAGCCCAGGAUAUGGAGUUGUAGUGAUGGGAGACAACUCCCCUUUAAAACCACAGACUGUAUGAUUUCCUAACCAUGAGAAAGCAGACAUCAUAUUCAUAUAAGUUGAUUUUUUAAUUUUAUUAUUAUUAUUAUUAUUAUUAUUAUUAUUGCUAAAACAAGGAUUUUUGUGGAUAUCAAGCCUCGGCGUAUAUCACACACCACCUGCUUUGUGUUUUUGCCAUGUCCCAGUCGCGUUCUCCUCCUUCAAUCCCUGUAAAGGUGUGUUGGACUUAGCAGUCCCCACAUUCCACCGGUAGUUGGAAUGUCCCCUUUGACCCGGUGACCUUUGGCCUUACCCUUACUGCACCAACGACCGGACAAAAUGGAGACUAGCUCUAUGGGCUGGGCUGAAUAGGAGGUGGGAGGUGGGCACCGGGGGAUUUCCCUUCUCUUUAUCUCAUGAAUGUGUUGAAGAAGAGGAGCUAGAGAGUUAGGUCAUAUUCAUGGUCAUGGCAAUUAUGGUCCAUGUCUUCAGCCGAAUUCGUACCUGUCUGGAUUUGAUUUGAAUUGGAUCCGUCACCCUGCCGGCGUUGGCUGUCGACUUGUCCUGCUAGACAGAUGAUUGGGGAUUUUAAAGUAAUAUGAAAGAGGGGAAUUGCAGCUUUAAUAUCUAUUUUCUUUCACCAAUGUUGUUUUUCUGGUGUUCAUUUGUGCUUUUCAUUUGGCUGGGGUUAGGAGCUGCCUAUGGUGUGUGUGCAGCACCUAGCUUGUACAGUGAUACUUCACCUUUCUCAUUAGAGCCUUAUGAACCCAGCCAGCGCGUCAGUCAAAGCGCUGACAUCGCUCUGAGCCUGUCCGAGCUGGUGUGGCUGUCGGACUACCUGUACCCCUUUAGAAAAGUACAUCACUUCCUGGAACGCCAUAGGUAUUAUGUAUCCACUGAAGUUUGUUAGGGGUGAAUACUGCCCAGGAUGAGGGGUUGAACGCUGGUGUGUUGGAAAGUGAGGUAGAAGUGGUCGACCUUACCUCACCGGCUACAGCACAGACACCCAACAAAUUCUCCUCUGCUCUGUUUUUGUAAAAGAAAAAAAAAGUUAAAGGAACGUAGAAAAAAAAUCAAGAAGCAUUUUUGUAUUAAAAAAAAGAAAAGCACAAGGUUUUAUUUCCUACAAACUCCUCCCUCCUAGAUGAUUUGGACCCUGUUUAUUUUGGUGGCAAAGACAGGAUUUUUUUUGGGGGGGGGGGCAUCAUUCUGUACAGUUUGGGCAUGAUCCAGAAGUGAUGUUGUGUUGGUCUGUAUUGCGCUAGGCUAGUAUAGGGCUCAACUAAAGUAGUACUGCUUGUGUGGCUACUGUCUGAAGUAUUGAGUUGCGUUGUGUACAAGGCUUAGUGAUUUACCUGGGUUACCCUUCACUCUUAGAUGGGGGAAAAUGCAGGUGGGGAUAUCUGCAGGUCUUUUUUUGGCUAACAUUGUUGAAAUUACCAACUUUGCCUAUUGCUCGCGCUAAAACUAUGAUAUGUGUUUUUGACUUGAUGUAGCGAUAGUCAGUUUACUGGGCGGGGUCUUCAACUAAAGACAUGUAUGGGUCUGAUAACUAAAACAACAAGAGCUGAUUUUAAGUUUGAAGGUAAUGUCCAUUGUAGGGUUUACAUCAGAUAUAACAUGGAUCUAUACCUGCUGGUCCCCUUCAGAGAUGUACAGAUCAACGUGAGAGUGAUUCCAGACAAUGGCAAUGAAUUGACUGGUGGAGAAACUAGACUGAAUGUAUGAUAGUCUGUGCAAAACAAAAGCAUUGGGCCCGAUGAAAGUAUCAGACAAUGUGCAGUGUGAUCAAGGCCACAUUGGGAUAGAACUUGGAUGGGAGAUGAUGUUUUUAUCAGCCAAUGUGCAGUGUGAUCAAGGCCACAUUGGGAUAGAGCUUGGAUGGGAGACGAUGUUUUUAUCAGCCAAUGUGCAGUGUGAUCAACACUGAUUAAUUUCAGUGUUCCCUAAAAGCUUGACUGUUCAAGGCUCCUAGAUAAAGAUGGUCGAAUAUGGAUUGGGUUCCAAUCCAUUGCCUGGUGUAAGACAGGAAAGUGGGUUUGGGGUUCCCAUGUUUCCUCACAGGCCAAAUGGAGCCUGCAAAAACUGAAUGAUGUCACAAGGAUACGCAGCAGAGUACCUUGCAAUUUGGCUUCUGCCGUUUCCUGAGCUGCCUAUAUUUAUUCACUCUAUAUUGAAACCUUCGCUUUUCUUUCUCGUUUUUAAUCCAAUCAUUUACAGGCACCGCUGUUAAAACAAAGGUGUAUGUACUUAUGCUUCAGCCACAUUGUGUCACGCUGAAGAGAAUUACAACUUGCAUUUUCUUUCUAUUUUAAGUAUUCAGUUUGGAUUUAAUGAUGUAGUUUUUUUUCUUCACAUUUAUGCAGUAUUGUACUAAAGUGAAAAAGAAAGACAAGUAAAUCCCAUCAGAAUAAGUGGAGAAAGGCAAUGGAGGCCAUUUUGUGUUUUGGACACUUGCAUAGGGGAGAAAAUGUGAUAUUUCGGUAUUUUUAAAGAGUGUUGUCCUUGUUUAUAACUGUUGUUUUAUUUUCAAGCAGAAGUGUCGAUGUUCCCACAAACAGGGUGAUCCAAAGACGACAUGUACUCAGCUGUGGUCUGUUGCUAUGGGAAACAUUUUUGUUUUCUUUCACUCUUUUUUAUUUUUAUUCCCCCCAAACUAAUUCAGUGAUGAGGACUAUUUAUAACCUCUGUUUUUCUGUUUGUUUUUAAUUCCCAAGUCGAGGACUCAAUGACACUUACAAUCCAAAAAUCUCCAAUAAACAUGAGUGUGCUUCCGUUGCAACUUUGAUUCAACAUUAUUUUUGAAAAGAUUGUGAAAAAGUUUUACUGCUUCAUUAGAUUUUUAGCCCCUCGCUCUCUUAAAUACAUUAGACCAUAGGUGUACCAAUGUGAGAUCUAAUUCCCCCCAACACACUAUCAGCACUGACCCAAUGUGAGAUCUAAUUCCCCCCCAACACACUAUAAACACUGUCCAAGUCAAUCUGUUCCAAGUAAUAUCGAGGUGGGAGGGGGCCAAACCACAUAGUGGUACAUAGCCCCACACACACACCCAACCACACUUUGUGCGUAGUGAAGUCAUUACUGAGGGACUCAGCUGGUGGCUUCUGUCCAGACUAUUACAUUAGAGGGGAAAGUAGAGGCCUGGCUUCCAUCUGAUCAACCAUCGGCGCCCCCCCCUAGUCCUGUUUCGUGGCGUCACCCCUGACCCCUGUGUUGACUGUACUGUACCUCUCCCAUGCACUUGUCUUGCAUGCAUCUGGUGUGGAGGGGCUCGAUUCAUCAUGUGCACCUCACGUUCUGUCUUUGUGCUUCUCCAGAGUGGAAUGCACCACACCCAGACACAGUCCUAUUGCUUUCACUACAGGGGACAUUGGACACACGGCAUGGAAAAUUGCUUAACAAAAAAAACAUUAUAGGAACUGUAUUUGGUACCUGUCUACUACUUGAAAGUCCAGGGUGUUUUUUAAUUUUUUAUCUGUCCUUGGUCUUAUGUGAAUUUCAGUCCUCUUCCUCCCUCAUCCCCUCUUCUACAUUUUCUCCUCUCCGUUUACUCUGCAUUGUGAAGUGGGCAUGCUUGUCACAAGACAGACGCUCUCUGUCAGAGGAGGCUGCUGGGAGGAGCUUAAGGAGGAUGGGCUCAUUGUAAUGGCUGGAAGGGAAUCAAUGGAACGGUAUCAAACAUAUGGAAACCACAACUCCGUUCCAUUUAUACCAUUCCAGCCAUUACAAUUAGCCCAACCUCCUAUAUCUCCUCCCGGCAGCCUCCACUGCUCUCUAUCUACAGGAUUAUAACCUCAAAUAGUUGUGUAUAAAUACUCUGUAAGUUCUUUUUUUUAAUAAAACAUUAACUGUG
Messenger RNA from Oncorhynchus kisutch (coho salmon), 4761 nucleotides. RefSeq names its product ubiquitin-conjugating enzyme E2 H. The transcript is spliced from 6 exons. NCBI's taxonomy places the organism in Eukaryota, Metazoa, Chordata, Actinopteri, Salmoniformes, Salmonidae. The record is from RefSeq and is a predicted model, not a curated record. The coding region runs from base 566 to 907 and encodes 113 amino acids.